AUGAAUUUACCGUGGCAAUGGACUACCAGUUCCGUUGGCACUACCUACAUCGGACGAUAUCAGGUGUGGGAAUGGCAGAAAGCCUGCAUGGGUCAAAUAAGAGCUUGGUCAUGUGUUUUUGGUGUGCUGGACGUUGCUGAAGUCAUUAAGCGACCUGAAUUGAUCGUUCAUAAAGUAGACCUAAAUUUCGAGCCAGCCGCAUUCAUGUGCAUUUUGAAGGUAGUUAUUCUGAAAUUAAUUAUCUAA
This is a messenger RNA of Cooperia oncophora, 246 nucleotides long. Lineage: Eukaryota; Metazoa; Nematoda; Chromadorea; Rhabditida; Trichostrongylidae. The record is from the annotation of a GenBank genome assembly.